GCCUGCGCUUGAGAACUCGGUGCAGAGAAAAAGGACAGAAUGAUGCUGUCCGAGCAAGCCCAAAAGUGGUUUCCUACCCACGUGCAGGUCACAGUGCUCCAAGCCAAAGAUCUUAAGCCAAAAGGCAAAAGUGGCACCAAUGACACAUACACUAUAAUUCAGUUGGGCAAGGAAAAGUACUCCACCUCUGUAGCUGAGAAAACCCUUGAGCCAGUCUGGAAGGAAGAGGCCUCUUUUGAGCUACCUGGAUUGCUAAUGCAGGGGAAUCCAGAGAAAUACAUUCUUUUCCUCAUAGUUAUGCACAGGUCCCUGGUGGGUCUGGAUAAGUUUUUAGGGCAGGUGGCAAUCAAUCUCAAUGACAUCUUUGAGGACAAACAAAGAAGGAAAACAGAGUGGUUUAGAUUAGAAUCCAAACAAGGAAAAAGAGCCAAAAACAGGGGUGAGAUAAAGGUCAAUAUUCAAUUCAUGAGGAACAAUAUGACAGCAAGUAUGUUUGACUUAUCAAUGAAGGACAAAACAAGAUCUCCUUUUGCAAAAUUAAAAGAUAAGAUGAAAGGUAGAAAAAAUGAUGGGACAUUUUCUGAUACGUCUUCUGCAAUCAUUCCAAGUUCUCACAUACCCGAUGCCAAUACUGAAUUUUCAAGUGGUGAAAUACAGAUGAAAUCCAAACCAAAAAAGCCUUUUCUUUUGGGUCCUCAGCGACUCUCUUCAGCACAUUCAAUGUCUGACUUAACUGGGACCCACAUAUCUUCUGAGAAACUGAAGUCUGGCACCACUGGUCAAACGCAUCUUCUUGGACGGCAGAUAGAUUCCUUUGGAGCAGUUCCGGAAAGUGGAAGUCUCAAAUCUCCACACAGAAGAACAUUAAGCUUUGAUACUUCUAAAAUGAACCAACCUGACAGCAGUGUGGAUGAAGGUGAAUCGUCUCUCGGAAGACAGAAUGACCCAUUUACAAAUGUGACUGCUUCAUUACCCCAAAAAUUUGCAACACUGCCAAGGAAGAGAAAUCCAUUUGAAGAAAGCAGUGAAUCAUGGGACAGCAGCAUGAAUUUAUUUUCAAAAUCAGUUGAAGUUAGAAAAGAAAAUAAAAGAGAGAAAAGGGAGAAAGUUAGCCUGUUUGAAAGAGUGACUGGAAAAAAAGAUAGCCGAAGAUCUGAUAAACUUAACAAUGGGGGAUCUGAUAGCCCUUGUGACUUGAAAUCACCUAAUGCAUUUAGUGAAAAUCGUCAGGACUAUUUUGAUUAUGAGUCAACUAAUCCGUUUACAACAAAAUUCAGGGCUUCAAAUAUAAUGCCAUCUUCAAGUUUUCAUAUGAAUCCGACAAGUAAUGAGGACCUCAGGAAAAUCCCGGACAGCAACCCUUUUGAUGCCACUGCAGGGUAUCGUGGUCUGACCUAUGAGGAGGUCCUCCAGGAGCUGGUGAAGCACAAAGAGCUCCUGAGGAGGAAAGACACCCACAUCCGGGAACUCGAGGACUACAUCGACAACCUCCUCGUGAGGGUCAUGGAGGAGACACCCAGUAUCCUCAGAGUGCCGUACGAACCGUCCAGGAAGGCUGGCAAAUUUGCCAACAGUUAAUAAGCCAGUUGUGCUGCAUUUAUGAUUAGGGGCAAAAAGGAAAGAAGAAAGAGAAAAAGAAUGAAGAAAAUCUUGGUACCGCAAAAAACUGCAUUAUCAGGCGUCAUUAUAUACUGUUUCCUUGCGAAAAAUUAUUUUACCUGUAAAUAUUAACAGGGACCAUCAAGAGUGACCUUUGAAGUGAGCUCAAUAAUUGAAACAUUUAAAGUGAAAACGGGUCAGAUUCUCAAUGAAUAAGCAGUUCCUUAGGAUUCACUUAGGUGCUGGUGCUGGCCUACUAACCUGCCACAGACCUAGGGGUAGCUGCGAAGUACAUGAAGUACUGUUCCUCAGGAAUGGAUCUCAUAAAGCAGAAUCGAUGCUCUGGCUGGGUUCUCAGAAGUCAAUUUGUAGACAUACUUAGCUGCAGGAAUACUGUUCAUUAUAAA
Neomonachus schauinslandi (Hawaiian monk seal) is the source of this 2006-nucleotide messenger RNA. RefSeq names its product RAB11 family interacting protein 2 (gene RAB11FIP2). Gene Ontology annotation, cellular component: phagocytic cup; endosome. Gene Ontology annotation, molecular function: small GTPase binding. NCBI's taxonomy places the organism in Eukaryota, Metazoa, Chordata, Mammalia, Carnivora, Phocidae. The record is from RefSeq and is a predicted model, not a curated record. The coding region runs from base 40 to 1578 and encodes 512 amino acids. Gene Ontology annotation, biological process: regulated exocytosis. The transcript is spliced from 5 exons.